AUGGUUCACCGCGGCCAGGGCACGUGGCUGUGGAUGGCGCUGGGCGUGCUGUCCCGCGACGCCGCCAACUUCCCGGACCCCGGCGCGUUCCGGCUGGAGCGGUUCGACACGGCGAGCGAGGAGCAGCGCGGGCGGCACCCGUGCGCGCACAUCCCCUUCGGCAUCGGCCCGCGGGCGUGCGUGGGGCAGCGGUUCGCGCUGCAGGAGGUGAAGCUGUCCAUGGUGCACCUGUACCGGCGUUUCCUCUUCCGGCGGUCGCCACGGAUGGAGUCGCCACCGGAGCUCCAGUUCGGGAUCGUGCUCCAGUUCGGGAUCGCGCUGCAGGAGGUCGUCGGCGGUCGGCACGGCGCCGCGCGGCCCGAAGCCGUCGACCUCCGCCAGCAGCCUGGCCUCGACCUCCGGGUGGCCGGCGACGAGGAUGCUGUCGGUGCUUCUGCUGCUGGUGGUCGCGGGCGGCGCGGCCGCGUCGCACUCGAGCUCGAGCUCGUCGUGCCCCGCGACGCCGCCGGCCUCGUCCCCACCAUGCAGCACUGCAUCGAGCGCGCCGCGGACGCAAUACUGGCGGCGGGGGUUCAGGAGAACGGCGACGUCGACUUCUCCGACCUCUCGCUCAAGCUGGCCACGGACAUCAUCGGGCAGGAGGCGUUCGGCGUGGAUUUCGGCCUCACGGCGAGCGGUCCCGGCGGCGAGGCCGUGGAGUUCAUCAGGGAGCACGUCCACUCCACGACCUCCCUGAAGAUGGACCUGUCCGCGCCGCUCUCCGUCGCGCUCGGCCUCGUCGCGCCCGCGCUGCAGGGCCCGGUACGGCGGCUGCUGAGCCGUGUCCCGGGGACGGCCGACUGGAGGGUCGCGCGGACCAACGCGCGGCUCCGCACGCGGGUGGACGAGAUCGUGGCGGCAACGCGCUGUUAG
This is a messenger RNA of Miscanthus lutarioriparius, 912 nucleotides long. The record is from the annotation of a GenBank genome assembly. Lineage: Eukaryota; Viridiplantae; Streptophyta; Magnoliopsida; Poales; Poaceae.